AUGCUGCCACCGCCUUUCCCGCCUACUAAGAGGCAAUCGCCCACAAAUACUUGUACCCCUUCGAGCGUUACCGCUCCUUCCUCGACUUCGGUACAGUAUGACGAUGCUCAGCUCAAAGAAUUGUUCAAAGAAUUUGAGGAUUACAAAUUUACCGAAGAUCCGAUGUUUAAUGCUGGGUUACCGACUGUCUUCGACGCAAUCAAAGGAAAGAAGAUGUCACCUGGACUGAUUGAUAAGACAAUAGCAGAAGCUCAAUGGUUCUACUUUACUACCAGGAUCAAGCACAUCUCCAUCCCAUUCUCAACAUACACCUCAUACGUCCAUCGACCCUCUCAAGUCCUACCGAAACCAUCUUCACCUCCUUCCGGAACCCAGGAUGAAACGCAGACUCGACCUUCCGACUCCUCCUCGCUAUCAAGAAUGGAUCAUCUAACAGAAGCGAUGCGAAUGAUGGAAACGAAAGGAACAGAAGGACAAACAGGUCUGACUUUUGAUAAGCUUUGUGAAUUGAUCAAGGAAGGUAAAGCUGGGGAAUUGCAGGGGAAGGACAUACCUGAUGAGUUGAACCCCUUACCGCCUUCCACUUCCACUCUUCCGACUCGUCUCAAACCAUGGCAAAUAUCUAAUCAAGCUAGUCCAGCAUCUGCCAACUUCCACCAGCCGGCGCAGUCCCCAAUCAGUACCUAUCAUGAUACCAGCUAUGAUGUCAACAACUCGAUUUUCGGCUCCGAGCCUUACCAUGGAGCUACAACAGAUUUCCCUAUGUUGUCUCAACCGACGGAAAUAAACGCAGGAAAUACACUCAAUGCAGCUGCAAACGCAUCAUUCAUGUAUCCCCAAGGACCCACCAAUGGCUUAUCGCCGCAAGUUGGUAGUCCGCUAUCACAAGGAAUCGAGAGUAAUUUUCCAUCUGCAGGUGGUCACAAUCAGAACAUAGGCUCAGACUCGGAUCAAAUCCAAAAUCAAGUAAACGCUCAAUACCUUUCUCAACUCAAUCAAUCAAAUAUACCUGAACAUGUGGGAUUCACACCAGGAUUCGAAUAUAUCGAUUGGGCAGCUCACGAUGAUUCUACCUCAAUACCGAAUCAACAACACUUUCAAUCGAUUAACAGUAAUAACACGAAUAUGGAUAUGCAUGGUCCACCUGUUGUGUUUGGGUAUAAUCAGGAAGACGAGGAUCAGAACAUGGAUGAACGGGAUGUCAAGGUCGAACCUCAUUCUGACUUCGGUCGGUGA
This is a messenger RNA of Kwoniella mangroviensis CBS 8507, 1236 nucleotides long. RefSeq lists its product as uncharacterized. NCBI's taxonomy places the organism in Eukaryota, Fungi, Basidiomycota, Tremellomycetes, Tremellales, Cryptococcaceae. The record is from RefSeq and is a predicted model, not a curated record. The transcript is spliced from 4 exons. The coding region runs from base 1 to 1236 and encodes 411 amino acids.